AUGGACUAUUCAAGUGGCUCAACAACUAAUACUUGUACUUCAUCAAGUGGAACUCAAAGUUUCUCAUCUCCAGACUACGUUGGCCCAACAAGUUCAAAUGACGACUGUAUUGACACUAAAUUUUCAUAUCACAAUUAUCUUGAUAGUUUAAAAUCAACCUCAAUUUAUCAAUCAUCUUUUAAUUCAAAAUUAAUUCAAUGUAAAUUUGGUCCUCGUUGCUUCAGAAAUAAUUAUAAUUGUCCAUUUCGUCAUCCACGUACUCAUCAAUUAUGUCCUAAAUCAAAUUGCAUUUCUUAUAGUUGUGGUUAUAUGCAUCCUCAUCCUAUUGAUUGCAGAUAUGGAUUACAUUGCUUUCGAAAAUUUUGCAUUUUUAAACAUCCAGAAGGUAGAACUCAUUAUUUGGAGUUAUAUUUAAGUCAAACUUAA
Messenger RNA from Lodderomyces jiufengensis, 426 nucleotides. RefSeq lists its product as uncharacterized. The record is from RefSeq and is a predicted model, not a curated record. Bases 1 to 426 code for a protein of 141 amino acids. The transcript has a single exon. NCBI's taxonomy places the organism in Eukaryota, Fungi, Ascomycota, Pichiomycetes, Serinales, Debaryomycetaceae.